Molecule: messenger RNA, 1506 nt
Organism: Xenopus tropicalis (tropical clawed frog)
Lineage: Eukaryota; Metazoa; Chordata; Amphibia; Anura; Pipidae
Gene: cxcr5
Product: C-X-C motif chemokine receptor 5
Exons: 2
Coding region: 57-1190 (377 amino acids)
Biological process (GO): chemokine-mediated signaling pathway; G protein-coupled receptor signaling pathway; signal transduction
Cellular component (GO): plasma membrane; membrane
Molecular function (GO): G protein-coupled receptor activity
Source: RefSeq, a predicted model, not a curated record
CAAAACAUUCACUAACCUACACGUGAGUGGAACCAUCUGCUUGAUUUGAGAUUUUUAUGUUGGGAAUGGAGUCUGCUGUGGUCUUUUUCAGUGACAUAAAUGAGUCUGACCUUUCUGUAUAUGACUCAAAUUGGAACGAAAGUGACUCUGAUGAAGAGAGCUUGAAUGAUACCAGGGGCUAUGUAUGCUUACAAAGCUUCCAGGAUGACUCAAUGGGUACACUUGUGCAUUUCCAAAAAUUCUUCAUCCCUCUGGUUUAUACACUGGUUUUUAUUUUGGGUUGCCUGGGUAACAGCCUUGUGCUUCUUAUCCUCAUAAAGUUUCGCCGCAGUCGCUCUACUACUGAGAACUUUUUGCUUCACUUAGCCUUGGCAGAUCUUCUCAUGCUAGUUACUUUUCCAUUUGCUAUAACAGAAUCUGUGGCAGGUUGGGUAUUUGGCAGCUUCCUCUGUAAGUUUGUGGGGGUCAUCAACCGCAUCAACUUUUUCUGCAGCAGUCUCCUCCUCGGGUGCAUCAGUGUGGAUCGUUACAUCGCCAUCAUCCAUGCCAUCCAUACCUUUAGAAGUCGGCGUUUGGUGGCUGUUCAUCUUCCCUGCUUUGGGGUUUGGGCCUUGUGUUUCCUGCUGUCAAUGCCCAAUCUGUUUGUUUUGGGAAUACAGGAAAAUGGUAAUGUAACAACAUGCACAUACCACCAAAGCCACUUCCCUAGUAAUGGAUGGUGGCAGACAGGAAGAUUUCUCAACCACAUCGUGGGUUUUCUCCUCCCUCUAUCGAUUAUGGGAUUCUGCUAUGCCCACAUUGUGGCUGCUCUUUGUCGGUCCCCACGAUUAGAGAAGAAAAAAGCAGUAAGGCUGGCAAUAGUGGUCACUGGAGUCUUCCUCUUAUGCUGGACCCCCUACAAUGUGACAGUGUUUAUUGACACUUUGGAUCAGCUGGGAUUGGUCCAUAACUGCCAAGUACGAGAAGAGCUUCCAAUUGCAAUCACCGUCACAGAGUUCCUGGGUUAUGUGCAUUGCUGUCUGAAUCCAAUCCUCUAUGCAUUUGUGGGGGUAAAGUUCAGGAACGAUGCCCUGCGUAUCCUGCGCAGAGCUGGCUGUUUAAGCUCACUGAUGCCAGAAGUCUCACUAAAUUUUGACAGGAAGAGUAGUGCCACCGACUCUGAAAAUGGCACAGUUAUGUACAGCUUCUAGAGUCUGCUUUCUAAAUGACAAAGCAAAUGGAAAAUCUAUAAGAAUAUUUACACAUUUUGUGAGUGGAAUAGAUGUAAAAAUGGCCAGCAUGCACAUAAACAAGAAGCAAAAUUUUGGAAUCCUUAAAGGGACAGUAUAGUUAGUGUGCAAUGCUGAACAAAGCAGAGCCUUGUAUAAAGAAGUAGGUUUGCUAAAAUGCUAAAGUUUUUUUGUUUGCAUAAAUAUAGGAAUUUCAUGGUAACCAUAUGUCUGCCUACUUUAAUUUUGUUAAUAAAACAAUAAAAUAAUGUAAAUAUUUGUUUUGUUAAUGUUCCUA